AAAAGUGAACCCAAGGAGAAAGACGAAAGUCAAAAAGAAGAUAAAGAAUUAGAUUCUUUCUACACCGAUGAUGGAGAAGAGGAACCGAAAAAAUCGGAUGAUGAACCAAAACUGGAGGAAGACAAAGAUGAAAAGCUAGAAAAUGAAAUCAAAGCUGCAUUUGAGGAUAACACACCAUUUGCAACUGCAGAAGAACAAGAUGAGGAUGUUCCAAUUGUAGAGGAUGAAGAAGAUAACGAUGAGAAGGAUGAAUUGAAAAAUAACACUGAGGAGGACGAUGACGAUUUUAAUUUCAACGAAGAUGAAACUGAUGGCAAGGGUGAAGAUCUAGAUGAAGAUGAAGAUGAGGAUGAUAAGAAAAAGAAGUAAAGGAACCAGUAAAUCACGAGUAAAGAACACGCCUUUAUUUUACACGAUUUUGCAAGUUUUGUAAUGCAUGUUCUGUAUUUUUAAGUUUGCACCAGUUUAAAUUUCAUACAGUAAAAUUUAACUUCAAUCACUGCUUCAAUUAUUUGUUUAGUUUUGCUGUGAAAGAGAUUUUUUUUCUAUA
Messenger RNA from Hydractinia symbiolongicarpus, 550 nucleotides. RefSeq names its product glutamic acid-rich protein-like. Lineage: Eukaryota; Metazoa; Cnidaria; Hydrozoa; Anthoathecata; Hydractiniidae. The record is from RefSeq and is a predicted model, not a curated record. The annotation marks the transcript as partial. The transcript has a single exon.